CGUAAAACAGAAGUACUAGUGUAGCUUUACGUUCGACUGCCGUGUGGUGUGGUGUUAUGCUACGAAUUAUGUGGAUAUUUCGACAAUGCUUGCGUAAAACGAGUAUCAACAUUGCAGAAAGCAUUGCCGCGUGCACGAAAUAAGCGUCCUUACAAAAAUUAAUUUCUUGUGCAUUGUGUCGUUCAUUUCUCUAACUGCAAGAGUAUGAAAUAAGCAGCAAUCAUGGGGCUGAUCAGGCUUAACACGGGUUACCUGAACACUAAGUCGGGCAUCUUGAAGAUCAUAGAAAUCGGGUGCGUGGCCUCCGCCGUCGGCCUCCUGCGCGUGAGCUCCCCCGUCUGCGGCCAAACGGUGGGCUCGUAUUUCCUCGGCGUCGGAGUCCUCGUGGCCGCCUUGAUGGUCACGCCGCUGCUCCUCACCUCGUACCUGAUGGGCAACAUGCAGAUCCAGAACACGCACUUGGAAAUCGCCUUCAACGCCCUGUUCUCCCUCCUCUUGCUGACGGCGGGCGUGGAUGCCCUCAAGGCCGUGGGCAACGUUUACAGAGACGACUUCAACAGAGAGUGCUUCGCCAUGGGCAUCGUCAGCAUCGCCGCCUGCCUAACAUACCUGCUGGAUGCAGUGGUUUGCGUGAGGCUGUACAGGAACAACAACUGAGAGGAAGGCGGUUGAGGCCUCUUGGUACUGACUGAUCUACGUCUCCAAUACGUACUUUACAAAAGCAGUUAUACACACACACACACACACACUCACACACACACACACACACACACACCAUGUAUACUUCCCGAGGAUAGAUUACAUAUAAAUCUAACCUGCAUAUACUCAUUACAAGAUAUUUGUUAGAUUUUUCUUUUAAAAUAAAAUCAAAAUGUCUCCAAAUCGUAUACUAGUAUCAAAAGGCGUGCUUGUGGGACCAAAACACCAUAAAAGUGUAGUAAAUGUUAUACCCAUUGGUGAUCUUUGACAUGUAAAAAGACAUAAGGCAUGAGAAUACAGGUGUUCGUCGAUCUUUGUGACCC
Penaeus indicus is the source of this 1022-nucleotide messenger RNA. RefSeq lists its product as uncharacterized. The record is from RefSeq and is a predicted model, not a curated record. NCBI's taxonomy places the organism in Eukaryota, Metazoa, Arthropoda, Malacostraca, Decapoda, Penaeidae. The coding region runs from base 223 to 657 and encodes 144 amino acids. The transcript is spliced from 4 exons.